Molecule: messenger RNA, 1797 nt
Organism: Marasmius oreades (fairy-ring Marasmius)
Lineage: Eukaryota; Fungi; Basidiomycota; Agaricomycetes; Agaricales; Marasmiaceae
Exons: 7
Coding region: 308-1771 (487 amino acids)
Source: RefSeq, a predicted model, not a curated record
GUCAUUUCGCCGCGCAACUUACCUCGUUCAGCUCAUCUUAACCUCCCUCCUUGGACAUUCCCUAUGGACAAUCAACUGGACGUGGAAUUCUGUAAAUAUUAUGACCGGAGCGAACGCUUCAAGCUGAGGGACUUUUGAUUCCGUCAACCUCAAACCGCGAUCAGUACCGCCUUGAAGUUUCAACAUACAUAUAUAUGUAUCGUCAACCCGGUUAUGAAUUUGAAUUCAACACCCCAGUGCCUGUGUCUUACCCAUGCUGAGCGCUGUUAUCCUUUCAUUCCUACUCUAACCCGGUUUCUGCGAAACCAUGGCCAACCUCUAUAAUUUCUCGAUACCGGAUUCUUCGCCAACCUUUUCCUAUUCGCCGAAUCGUGAAGGGGAAGAUGUCAAGUCAGGAUGGAAGAGCUUUUACUCUAAUAGCCCUGACAGUACCUACGAUUCGACCCACCAAAGCCCAAAUAACCCUUCGGGUACCUCCUCUCAUAGCACUUCCAUGCAGGGAGCCAGCUUUGAAAUCAGUUUUAUGGGAACAGCGGUAUAUAUCUAUGGAUCAGCAACUCCGGGGGCUUACACUACUCGUCUGGACGAGAAAGAAGCUGGAGGGCAGCCUAGCAACGGCUUACUUGCUAGUUAUUCAGGUUUAGCUUACAAACAGCACACCUUCUCGCUCAAUGUCACCCAAGCCCAGAACUUGACUAUAAUGUCAGGCACUUUUACGGUUGGAGUUGGUGAUAAAGGUGCCUCAAUCAAGGAAACGACUGUUCCUGCGGUCACCGCCAAUUCCGAUGGGUCGUCUUUUCUAAACUCUGCCGCUUUCCAAACUAGUGGAGGGGGGACCUUCAACACAAACCACGAUGCACAGGGUUAUCCGCGAGUUGACACCAAUAACGCAGGCUCAAGCAUCAUAUUUCAUUUCAGCAGCGCGUCAGCUCUCCGAGUCGUCGGCUCUCUGAAUUAUGACCACGGAGCGUAUUCCGCUACUCUCAGUCCACCAGGCGGAGUUUCCACAACAACUCGGACAUUCAACGCAGUGUCCAAGUGGUUUGCCUACGAUAACAUAAUUUAUUGGGAAUCUGGCCUCGACCGAACACAAUCAUAUACGUUGACCCUCACCAAUUUAGAUGAAGGAAAGUAUCUAGAUGUACACGAGGUUGUACUUAUGGAUGGGCAGGGCAAUGGCUCAGGUGGUGGGACUGAAUCCGGCGGACUUGGCACUGGGCCCAUCGUUGGGAUAGCGGCGGGAGUGGUUGCUCUCCUCGUCAUCAUCGGCGCAUUACUCUUAUUUUUCUGGAGACGUCGAAGGCACAGAGAUCGUCUGGGCGGGCCAACCCCGGCGAUCUACAGCGGAGCGCAUAGUAUGAUGCCCUACCCAACUCAAACUCAACCUCUUUUAGACUCACAUGUGGAGCCCUUUGAACUUCCCCUCAACUUCGCCCCGUAUGCCGAUAGUAGCAUCACAUCUACAAAACAAUCAAAAGCCGCUUCCUUGUCUAAUACAAGAUAUACGCCGCCGACGCACUCCGCGAUGUCAUCGUCGACACAACAAUUAGGAAAUAACUCAAAUUCAUGGUCGGUAGCGGGAGCUUUAACUCAAUCAGGCAAUACAUCUCAGACGACAGGCUCCCAAGAGAAAGGUACACCUCCUUCCUCGUCAACGAGAAUAGUACGGCAGGAAACAGACGCGGGUCCUAUACCCAUUCGACCGCCUUCUCCUCAGGAGGAAGUGCUACCACCGGGGUAUAACCCUGCGUGGUCAUCAGGACAAUCAUGACAUCUUCCGACUCGAUAUUUAUCAAC